AUGAUUUCACGCCAUCACUGCCACCGUAUCCGUGCUACUCAAGGUGUUAUGUUCUACACUCUGCCUGAAGCCUUUGAUAACACCUUUGAUAUUCCCAAAAAUGAAGAUGAAUUUUUCACCCCAGCUGAACGCAGCCUUGUACUCGACUAUUUGCUCCGACGCACGGGUUGUGUCACAGACCCCCACAUCCUGUCUCUUAUCAACGAUAAAGUUGGUGAUAUUUCCAAUUCACAGGCAAAUCUAUUUGCUGGCUCGGCGCAGCCUAGUGAUCCCGUUGCUCUGCCAGUGCCAACUGCGGGCCUACCUCUUAGUGAUCCACUUCACUUGCGUAGUUUAGACCCUCCUGAACAGCCUAGCAACCUCCCCCCUGGAAUGGGAGUGAUUGAGCCCGAGCUGGACACUGAUGCCACACCAGAGGACAUGGAAGUGACUGCCAGAGGUGUUAUCGAUCUGGGCAUUUCGAGGUUGAUCAGCGAAAACGUGUUUCAGGCGGCUUUUCCUUUGCAUGAACAUUGA
This is a messenger RNA of Protopolystoma xenopodis, 516 nucleotides long. The record is from the annotation of a GenBank genome assembly. Lineage: Eukaryota; Metazoa; Platyhelminthes; Monogenea; Polystomatidea; Polystomatidae.